Molecule: messenger RNA, 1453 nt
Organism: Ricinus communis (castor bean)
Lineage: Eukaryota; Viridiplantae; Streptophyta; Magnoliopsida; Malpighiales; Euphorbiaceae
Product: cyclin-dependent kinase B2-2
Exons: 8
Coding region: 133-1074 (313 amino acids)
Biological process (GO): G1/S transition of mitotic cell cycle; regulation of gene expression; regulation of G2/M transition of mitotic cell cycle
Cellular component (GO): cytoplasm; cyclin-dependent protein kinase holoenzyme complex; nucleus
Molecular function (GO): cyclin-dependent protein serine/threonine kinase activity; cyclin binding; ATP binding
Source: RefSeq, a predicted model, not a curated record
UCACCAUUUCCCUUUGUAUGCAUUUUUAAGCCAGCGAGUGUGUUAGAGAAAUAGGGAGAGAGAGAGAAAGAGAGAGAGAGAGAGAGAGAGGGAGAGAAAGAGAGAGAAAGAGAGAGAAGAGAGAGAAGAAAAAUGGAGAGAGCAGCAACAACAACGAUGUCAGUAAUGGAGGCAUUUGAGAAACUAGAGAAAGUAGGAGAGGGAACAUACGGGAAGGUAUACAGAGCGAGAGAGAGGGAAACAGGGAAGAUCGUCGCUCUCAAAAAGACUCGUCUCCACGAAGACGAUGAAGGUGUCCCUCCCACUACUCUCCGCGAGAUCUCUAUCUUGCGUAUGCUUUCUAGGGAUCCUCACGUCGUCAGAUUGAUGGAUGUCAAACAAGGCCAGAAUAAAGAAGGGAAGACAGUACUGUACCUGGUUUUUGAGUACAUGGACACUGAUCUCAAGAAAUUUAUCCGCAGUUUCCGCCAAACUGGUGAAAAUAUUCCUGUCAAAUCUGUCAAGAGCUUGAUGUACCAACUAUGCAAGGGGGUUGCUUUUUGCCACGGCCAUGGAAUCUUACACAGGGACCUUAAGCCUCACAACCUCUUGAUGGACAGAAAGACAAUGAUGCUUAAGAUUGCAGAUCUUGGAUUGGCUCGGGCAUUUACUCUUCCUAUCAAAAAGUAUACUCACGAGAUAUUGACCUUGUGGUACCGAGCUCCUGAAGUCCUUUUGGGAUCUACCCAUUACUCAACUGCAGUUGACAUGUGGUCUGUUGGCUGCAUAUUUGCUGAGCUGGUCACAAAGCAAGCACUGUUUCCUGGAGAUUCUGAACUGCAGCAGCUUCUGCAUAUUUUCAGGUUGUUAGGUACUCCAAAUGAGAAGUUGUGGCCAGGAGUAAGCAAACUAGUCAACUGGCAUGAGUAUCCUCAGUGGAGUCCUCAGAGUUUGUCCUCUGCUGUCCCUAAUUUGGAUAAAGAUGGAUUGGAUCUACUGGCUCAAAUGUUGCAGUACGAACCCUCAAAGCGCAUCUCAGCAAAGAAAGCUAUGGAGCAUCCUUACUUUGAUGAUCUGAACAAGGCAAUUCUUUGAAGAAGCACAGUUAUGGUAGCAAUGCCAAGUGUUGGCAGUCUUGUUUCAGGACCAGCGAUGGAAAUUCUGUUUUGAAAAAUAUGUCUGCUUCCCUCGAGCAUAGUUCAGUGAUGUUAUGUAGAUUAGGAUGGUUGGUUACUUUGCAAUUUAAGCUCGAUGACAUCAUUCUGUUCUGUAAUUCCAUUCCUUAUCUUACUCUUUGCCAAAUAUGGUUGGAUGCCAAAUGUGGGCGUUUUUCUUAUGGCUCAGAACCGGAAAUGGAAAGGCAAAUUCUGUAAUGAAACUAAUAUUUUAGCAACGUUAUGUUUCGUAUUAGGAUAGAUGGUUCACUUCACAAUUUAAGUUCAGUGGCAUUACGGUGUGCUAAUUCCACUUUGUA